CAGAGCGCUGCUGGUGAGACAGCAGAAGGAGGAGAGCGGGAGAGGAGGAGGACGCACAGCACAACACAGGCACACCGAAACAAAGUUCUCCUGUGGCAAGUUUAAGUGUGGUUACAGCAGAUGUCUGACUGUUACUGCGCAUUUAAUGGAAGUUUUGGAUCAUAAAAAGAAAAAGGAGAAACAUCCCAAAGGAACCAGUGGACCUAUGGAGCCUGGUGUGGCUGGAGCGCUUUAGUGCAGUGGAGCCAAUGAGAUAUCCAGUCAUGAUUUGGGUCGUAUUUUUACCAGUUUUGGUUUCUUGCGCUUUUGGGAACAGGACCGUGGAUCAGGUGCCAUUCUUUCACGGGCAUGUGUUUGAGAACUCAUCUCCGGGCUCCCGGGUCAACGGACUGAGCGUCCCAUUAAAACGGCUCAACUCACAGAGGCUGUGUGGUUCCGAGGAACCGGGCUCAACGGCGGCGCACUUUAAACUCCUGGGAGAUGGAAGCGAGAAUUUCCGCGUCUUUGCGCACCAUAAACGGGGACAUAUUUUAUUGAAGACUUCAGGGGUUUUGGACCGGGAGGAGCGGGCUGAGUACGCACUGGAUCUUGGUUUGUGUUGCGGACAAUGCGUGGGGUUCUCACAUGAAGAGGAGGGGGACUCGCCGGUAGUCGCUGAAGUGGCGUCCAUCAAGGUGGAUGUCCUGGACACCAACGACCACCAGCCCACCUUCCCCGGUGCCGAUGUGAAACUGAGCCUGGAUGAUGCCACUGCGCUCCGCACAGCAGUUUACACGGUCACUGCGCGGGACGAUGACAGCGGCAAGAACGCGGAGCUCAUCUACUUUGUCUUACCGAAAAACGGGAGUUUUUAUGCUGUGCCCAAAACCGGUGAUAUCCUCCUGGUGGACUCUAUCCUCGGUCUGGAUGAGCCGAUUAAGUUUAAAGUGUUUGCGAGAGACCGCGGGUGGCCACCUCGCACCAGCCAGAGCAUUUCCGUGGAGGUCAGCCCACGGCAGUGGCCGGUGGCACCGACACCGGCCACCGGGAAGCGGAAUCCUAAACCGCAAAAUAAAGUACCGGCAAGAAAGUCCAGGUCACUGCUGGAAUCGGACAGCCCUGUUUUCAUCAACGUUUCUGAGGAUGCGGGAAUCGGUUCCGUGGUGAUGAACCUGAACCCGGUGAGGUUUCAGUCCGCCACGUUUGAGCUGGUGGAGCCCGACGUGGAGAGCUCUCCGGUCAGCGUGAGCCGGGACACCGGGGAUAUAAUCAUAUUACGGAGACUGGACCGAGAGACCGAGCCUCUGGUGGAGAUAACUGUCAAAGUUCAGGAUAAAAGAGGUUCAGAGUGGUACCUGGUCAGGGUGGAGAUGACUGUGACCGACGUCAAUGACAAUGUCCCCGAGUGGAGCAUGGUUCCUGCCCCUUACCUCGCUGUGGUUUCCCCUGAUGCCCCAGCAGGCUCGUUGGUCUACAAGCUCCACGCUCAGGAUGGUGAUGAAGGCAACAAUGGUGAAGUGGAGUACUUUCUGUCCGAUGGUGGUGAUGGGCGUUUUGAAGUGGACAAGAAGAGUGGUCAGGUGCGGACUACGGGCCUCCCUCUGCAGCACGACAGGGAGUACCUGCUGACAGUAGUGGCCGCCGACCGGCUGGGCAGUCGUAGCGCUCCCGCCGUCGUCUCGGUGGUGGCUGGAGCCCGACCGCCACAGUUCACCAACGCAUCCUUCACCAUCGCCAUACCGGAAAACACACCCGAAGGGCAGACAUUUCUGGUGACACCUGCUGUGUCCUUCCAGAAGAAACCUAUCGCUUAUAACCUCCUCAUCAAUCCCAGCAGCCUGUUCUCCAUCUCCUCUGAGACUGGGGAGAUCAGCCUGACCCGCCCUAUUGACUAUGAGAGCGACCAGCAUCGCUACUUGCUGUUGGUGCGAGCCAGUGAGGGUCUGGACAGCAUGAGCAGUGCAGCAGAGGUACGAGUGGUUAUUGUGGAUGAAAACGACUGUGUCCCAGAGUUCCUCCAGUCCAUUUACAGCAAGGACGGUGUGCCAGAAACCGUCACAACAGCAACUUCUUUGCUUCAAGUGUCGGCCAGUGACUGCGACUCAGAAGAGAAUGCAGAGCUGACCUAUUACACCCUGAGUCCGGACUUCACCAUAUCUCCUCACGGGACCAUCUUCCCCGCGGGUCCUCUGGACUUUGAGCGAUCCAACCAUCUGUAUGAGUUUGUGGUGAUGGCCAUCGACAAGGGGGAUGUACCCCGCACCGGCACGACCACAGUACGGAUCCGCAUGGCUAACGUCAAUGAUGAAGCCCCUGAGUUUUCCCAGCACAUAUAUCGGACAUUCGUCUCAGAAGAUGCAGGCCCAAACACACUUGUGGCUACAGUACUGGCCAAAGACCCUGAUGGAGACGGGAUCACAUACAGGAUCACAACGGGAAAUGAGGAGGGGAACUUUGUUAUUGACAGCCAGAAAGGUCUGAUCCGUCUCCGCUCAAGUCCACCACCUCGCCUCCAGGGUGUUGAAUAUGUCCUCAACAUCACGGCAACGGAUGACAACGCCUCAGGCGGACCACAGGCCUUGUCAUCUACAGCCCAGGUCAUAGUAGGAGUGGAUGACGUGAAUAACAACAAGCCUGUGUUUGAGAAGUGUCAGCAGUACAGAGAAAGCACAUCAGUCUUGGAGAACCAACCAGCAGGAACGUUUGUUUUGCAAGUUCAUGCUGUGGACGCUGACGAGGGCUCCAAUGGCAGGGUCACGUACGGCUUCAUGCACAAGGACUCAACUGUACCGGCAUUCAGCAUACAUCCAGACACCGGAGUAAUUGUGACUGCCAGAAAAUUUGACCGUGAGCGCCAGCGGGAGUACGCGGUGACAGUGACGGCCACCGACCAGGCAGCUGACCCCCUGAUUGGCAUCUGUCAACUCAACAUCCUGAUCCUGGACCAGAACGACAACAGUCCGAAGUUUGAGAACAUCCGAUAUGAGUACUUCCUUCGAGAGGACACCAUGAUUGGGACGAGUUUCUUGCGCGUGGCGGCUCAUGAUGACGACUUCGGCACCAACGCUGCGAUCACUUACUCCAUGUCCAACGAACAGCCGGAGUACCUCAGAGUCAACCCCCUGACCGGUUGGGUAUAUGUCAACCAACCCAUCUCUCAGAGGACCUAUAUCACUAGGGAAAUUGUCGCCACAGACGGAGGGAACAGGAGCAGCUCAGUGGAACUCGCCGUCACCAUCACUAACGUUAAGAACCAGCCUCCACAUUGGGAAAAGGACAGCUACAGCGUGGUCAUACCAGAGAACACUGUCCGAGACACACCUAUCGUGACCAUCAAAGCCACUUCCCCACUGGGGGAUCCGAGGGUGACGUACAACCUGGAGGAUGGGAUGGUACCAGAGACCAACAUGCCCGUUCGCUUCUAUUUGACCCCCAACCGGGAGGACGGCUCUGCCUCCAUCCUGGUUGCCGAACCCCUGGACUACGAGACCACCAGGAACUUCAUGCUGCGAGUUCGGGCUCAGAAUGUCGCUGCCGUCCCAUUGGCUGCAUUCACCACAGUCUAUGUCAAUGUCACAGAUGUAAAUGACAACGUCCCCUUCUUCACGUCCUCCAUUUACGAGGCGUCAGUCACUGAGGGGGCAGAAUCAGGGACUCUGGUUUUCCAGGUCUCAGCCAAUGACCUAGACUUGGGCCUCAAUGGAAAGAUUUCAUACUCCCUGUUGGAGGAUCGCAGUGGGGACCACCAGUAUUUCCGCGUAGAUCCGGAGUUGGGAUAUAUCUACACACAAACUGUAUUUGACCGUGAGACCAAAAGCUCGUACCUGUUGGAAGUCCAGUCUGUGGAUGGGUGGGAGUCAGCUCGACCAGGCAAACAUGGACAGCCCAACUCUGAUACGGCGUAUGUUCGCAUAUUCAUCAGCGAUGUGAACGAUAAUAAGCCGGCGUUUGCACAGUCAUCCUAUGAAGUCGACGUGGAUGAAGACGCAGACGUGGGCUUCGCCAUCCUCACCGUCAGUGCCAACGACGGGGAUGAAGGUGGGAAUGCAAAGCUGCGCUACCAGAUCACAUCAGGGAACACAGGAGGGGUGUUUGAUGUGGAACCAGAGGUGGGCACAAUCUUUAUCGCACAGCCUCUGGACUAUGAACAGAACAAACGGUACAAGCUCCAUCUCCUGGCUUCAGAUGGGAAAUGGGAGGAUUACACAACAGUGACAGUAAACGUGGUUAACAAGAAUGAUGAGGCUCCGGUGUUUACUGUUAAUGAGUACUACGGCAGUGUAACAGAGGAACUCGAUGGCUCGCCAGUGUUUGUUUUACAGGUAACAGCAACUGACCCAGACAAAGAUGCUGACCAGGAGGCUCUGCGUUACUCUCUUCAUGGCCAGGGUGCUGAGAGUGAAUUCAUAAUAGAUGAGGUCACAGGGAAGAUCUACGCCCAACGGACGCUAGACCGCGAGGAGCGUGCAGUGUGGCGUUUCGUUGUUCUGGCCACAGACGAGGGUGGCGAAGGUCUGACGGGCUUCACAGACGUCAUCAUCAAUGUGUGGGACAUCAAUGACAAUGCCCCCAUCUUCACCUGCGCUCCCAGUUGCCACGGAGACGUUGCCGAGAACUCUGUGGCAGGGACGUCCGUGAUGGAGAUGACAGCCACCGACCUGGACGACUCAGCUGUGGGACAGAAUGCUGUGCUCUCGUACAGGAUUGUGGGUAGUUUGGACGCCAGUAACGUCGAGGUGGGAGGAUUGCCCACGUUCUCGGAAAUGUUCACUAUCAACCCCACCACAGGGACCAUCUCUGUUGCCAUGAGCGGCCUGGAUCGAGAGCAGGUGGAGUCCUAUCUCCUGGUUGUGGAGGCCAGAGAUGGCGGAGGGAUGACGGGAACUGGGACCGCUACAAUCAAAAUUAAAGAUGUCAACGACCAUGCUCCGAGAUUCACCGAUCAUUCAUGUUUGGCAAAGAUCUCUGAGAAUGCAGAACCCAAUGCUGAGGUCCUGGAACUCGCUGCUGAGGACAGAGACACCGGCGAGAAUGCUCAGUUGACCUUCAGUGUUGUGGCCGGAGACCAGGAGCAGAAGUUCUACAUGGUCAGUCACAAGCAGGAGCAGCGCGGCACACUGAGGCUUAAAAAACGCCUGGACUACGAACGGCACAGCGAGCAGAGGUUCAACCUCACACUCAAGGUUGAAGACUUGGAUUUCUCCAGCCUUCUGCACUGUGUGGUAGAGGUGGAGGACUAUAACGACCACGCUCCCGUCUUCAUUCCACACCUCCUGUCUCUUGCCCCGCUGCCUGAGGACAUCUCUGUGGGAACCAGCGUGGCCCGACUGGUCGCCAGUGACUCCGAUUCAGGCCAGAACCGCGAUAUCACAUACAGCCUGUCAGAGGAGUCAGAUCCUGAAGGGCUGUUCACCAUCGACCAGUCCGGCAUACUCUCUGUGGCUCAGCCUCUGGAUCGUGAGAGGAUAGCUCAACAUCACCUGGUUGUCAUAGCUACCGAUCACGGUGUCCCUUCUCUCACUGGGAGUGCCACGGUGCAGCUGCCUCUGCUGGACGUGAACGAUAACGGGCCAGAGUUUGAGGCAACGUACUCACCGAUCGUGUUUGAGAAUGUGGUCGGACCACAGGUAGUAAGGUUGAACCAAACGUCAACUCUUAUCCGAGCCGUGGACCAGGAUUCCCCAGAGAACGGCCCACCCUUCCACUUCUCAGUCCCUCUGGAGUAUCGCCAUAGCAACGAUUUCUACCUCCAGGACAACCUAAAUGGCACGGCGACCCUGACGGCAUUGAGGACAUUUGACCGUGAGCGACAAAAAGAGUUUCUCAUUCCUAUUAUCAUGAGUGAUAGCGGGCGUCCGGCCAAAACUGUGACCAGCACCCUGACGGUGACCAUUGGCGACCAAAACGACCACGCACACACGGCGGGAGAGAAGAAAAUUUUCAUCAACAGUCACAGAGGCCGAAUGCCGACCACGGUGCUCGGAAAGGUCUACUCUCCAGACCCCGAUGACUGGGACAACAAGACAUAUGUCUUUGAAGGACAUGUACCGAGUUACUUCAUCCUGAACAAGCGAACAGGCUUCCUGAUCAUCAAGGAGAAUGCCCCACCUGGCACCUAUCAGUUCCAGGUCCGUGUAUCUGAUGGAGUGUGGCCAGACGCCGUCUCCACUGUUACCGUGCAUGUGAGAGAGCUGCGAGACGAGGCCAUCUACAACUCAGGGUCUCUCCGCCUGGCAGACAUCACUGCAAAGGAGUUCAUUGAACUGAGAGGGAAGCAGCGGAGCCGUUAUGAGCUGCUAGUGGACUUCCUGUCUGAGAUGCUCUCCGUGCCGCCUGAUGAUGUCAACAUCUUCAGCCUAAUUGAUGUGAAGGAGCGAAUGCUAGAUGUUCGCUUUGCUGUACAUGGUCCUCCAUCUUUCCUCAGGCCUGAGAAAAUGCACGGUUAUCUUGCUGCCCACAAACAAAAGCUGCAGUCGUUCCUGCAGAUCAACGUGUUCCAGGUCCGCGUGAACGAGUGUCCCAGCUCAGAAUGCGCCGGCGCCGGAGGCUGCACCAACGUGUUGAACGUGCGGGACACGCCCACCGUGGUGGACUGUGGGACUAUGAGUCUGGUUUCUGUGACAGUGGAAUCCACAGCUGUGUGCUCCUGUCCAGGAAGAGAGCUGUCCCAUCAGCCCUGCGCAGCGUAUCCCAGAAACCCCUGCUUCAAUGGUGGCGUGUGUGUGGACACUCAACAUGGCUACAGGUGCCAAUGCCCGGCUCAGUAUGAGGGGCCCGAGUGCCAGCAGAACAAGCACAGUUUCCAUGGCAACGGCUAUGCCUGGUUUCCUCCCAUGAUGCCUUGUUUCGAAAGCCACGUGUCGCUGGAGUUCAUCACGGACGUGGCCGAUGGACUGUUGCUGUACAGCGGCCCCUUGGCCCAGCUGCAGAUCUGGGACCAUGAGGACUUCAUGGCCAUAGAGCUAAUAGAUGGGACCCCCACCUUGAAAAUCAACCAUGGCUCCGGCACAGUGGUGCUACAGUUGCCUGGCAACGUGAACGUGGCAGACAGGCGUUGGCAUCGGCUGGACGUCCGCAGCAACAGCAAGGAAGUGCGCUUCACCCUGGAUCGCUGUGCAGGGGCGGCGGUGAUGGAGAUGGAGGGGCUGGGAAGCUGGUUGACCACAGAAGACCACUCCUCCUGUGAAGUGACAGGCACUACACCCAACACUGACAGACACCUCAACAUGACUCAGGUACUCCAGCUCGGUGGUGUAAAUGAGGACAUCCCUUACAUUUAUCCUCAGCUUCAACAUAAACACUUCACCGGCUGCAUUCGCAACCUCAUCGUUGACAGCAAGCUGUAUGAUUUGGGCUCUCCGGCUGACUCCCAGUCCAGUUCUCCGGGCUGCCUGACCACAGAUAGCAGCUGUGUCAACAUGGGGUAUCCGUCAUGUGGCCACCGUGGUCGGUGUCACGGCGAGUGGGGCUCCUUCAGCUGCCAGUGUGUACCGGGCUACACAGGACACCAGUGUGAAGAGGAGGUCCCAGAGUUUUCCUUUGACGGACACAGUCUUGUGCACUACCAGUUGGCGUCCCUCCUGCCUCCCCGUCGGACCUUUGUCCAGGUGUUGGUUCGGACUCGUAAACACAGCAGCACAAUCCUCAGUCUGACUUCAAAGGAGCAGAAUGAAUACAUACGACUGGAGAUCUUCCAGGGCUUCCUCUGUGUCUUCUACAACCUUGGCGAUGGAGACCACAACUUAACGCUGCCAACCUAUCGUCUUGACAACGGCGAAUGGCACGAGGUCUUUCUAGAUCGUCAUGACAAUGAGAUGACACUGCGCCUGGAUGGCGGUGGAGGGCAGCGGGAGGUCACCGGGUUGCGGGGCCGGAGUCGGGAGAUUAUCAUCGACCCCAGCAUGGUGAUGCUGGGAAAUACUUUUCCCUCUGGACUCAACAAAAGCUUUCAAGGCUGCAUGAGGGACCUACGCUUAAAUGGACGCUACAUUCCACUGGACGGUCAGCCACGAGAUGGGGUUUCCCAGGUCAGCAUGCAGGGCCUCACCCAGGGAUGCUCAUCUGACUCAUGCAAAAGGAACCAGUGCAGCCCUCCCUUCACCUGUGUUGACUUAUGGAGAGUCCACGAAUGCAGAUGUCCACCUGGUCACAUGAUCCGUGUAAAUGGGACAAGGAAGUCCUGCGUGUACACCCUGUGUGCCACGCGGCCUUGUCACAGGGGGACCUGUGUGGCCCAGUCGCCCUCCAAGUUCACGUGUCACUGCCCGGAGGGUUACAGGGGACGCCACUGUGAGACCACACUCGCCAUCUACAGGGAGGACGUUGGCCUGAGCUUCAGUUCUCUCUUCGCCAUCUGUAUCUGCUUCAUGGCCUUGUUAGUGCUGCUGUUGGGUAUUUUCCUUUACACUCGCUGGAGGAGCUACAAAGGGCUGAAGGAAGGCGUUUAUCACGUCUCAGCCCACCACGACGGCUGGGAGGACAUCCGAGAGAACGUCCUCAACUAUGACGAGGAGGGAGGAGGGGAGGAAGACCAGAAUGCCUAUGACAUGGCCGAGCUGCAGAAGUCCCUCCAGCCGAGCCCGGCCCAGUCGGUCCAGUACUGCCGCUCCAGAGCUCUGCACCACCCGCCGCCUACCCACCACCACCACCACCACCUCCUCCACCAGGCAUCCCCGGCCCCACCCUCCGUGCAGCCGCUGGACCCACUCAGCCGAACUGCCAGCUCCACCACCCUCCCACCGUCGGCUGCUUCCUCCACCUCCACUGCCACAACCACGACCAGCCACCGCAGAGACGUCCCCCCCACCAGACUGCCUGCCCAAGGCCAGGCCCGGCCCUCCCAGCUGGCUCGCCGCUCCCUCUCCUUCUCCAGUCAGGACCUGGCCCGCUACUUGUGCGAGAUCAUCCGCGACGCCGACCAACAUCCUGACACGGGACCUUUCGACUCCUUGCAAGUGUUCUCCACCGAGGGAGGGGGCUCGCCCGCCGGUUCCCUCAGCUCCUUCAGCUCAGCAGGGCUGGACGGAGGGAGCAGUGCAGAUGGGGGAGGAGGGGGAGGGGAGGGCAGGAGGGAGGAGACGCUCGGGGAGUGGGGGCCUCGAUUCGAGAAGCUGCGGGCGUUGUACGAACGAGCCGAGGCCAGCGACCUCUGAGCUCAGCACACAGAAAAUCCUGACUGAUUGGACCCUGAUACCGGGGCGACCCAAAACAAUCAAUUAGCAGAUGCUUAGCGGCAAACGAGGCAGGAAAAUGGCGACACACUGACUGACAGAGACUCGCUCUGUGCGUGUUCGUCUCACAACCCUCGUUCGUUGACAACUGACACAAAAGGUUUUGUAUUUUCUGGAUGGUGAGCCCUGUCAGUCAACACCGUGGCCUACACACAGAUCAAAGUGUCCCUGUGAAAAGAGUGCACCACUCUGCGCUCUCUCUACCUUGGAUGACAAUUUUGUUGGAGCAGGUGUUAUCGAACCUGCCAGUCAGGUUAAAGGCUUCAGAACAUUACACUCUACCUGGGCUACUCAUCAUGAUGGAGCUUAGCUUCACUGUCAAAAAUAUCAGUUCCGGUCACAGCCACCAAAACGCUAAAUUUCCUCUCUUUUCUAACAUCCAUUGGAAGCUGUGAAAACAUGUCAGCUGAAGGCCUAAAAUGUCCUGGCUAGGAUUUUUUUUUAUUACCAAGCAAGUCAAUGCCAACUGAAUCUAUAUUUUGCCCCUUGCAGCUGAAUUAGUUAUUGUAAAUAAAUAUCUAACAUACAGAGGUAAGGCUGUGAGGAUGAGUGGAAUCAUUCUGAGUAGCCCAUGAACCAGAGCCCUGAAUUUUCACUAUAUAGUGGACACAUAGUGUUCUCGCUGCCUGGCUGUACACAGCUUCUGUCAAUGUUUGUAAGAGAAAAAAAGUGCUUUGACCACCACUGGGUUGCAGGGUGAGGUUUUACUUUAUUUUAUUCUUUUUUUUUUUUGUAAUGUGUCCUUUGCUGGGUUGAGUAAUUCUGUAUUGGUUGGGUGUUUCCGCGCUCCGUGGGUUGUAAGACAUCAAGCUUUCUACUUACUACUGCGCCCUCGUCUUCAUUUGAUUUCCUAUUCUCAUUCGCGCUCCUUCGCAGCUCGUUCCUCCCCACCCGAGGGAGGGUGCACAAAAAUUCAAACAGCUUUGUAACAAAGAAAUGGGAGCGGACGUGUGGACUGCAGGAGGGAGGAAAUACUUGCUCUGUUGCUCUGUUCCACGUAUGCUCUUCCUCAGGCAUACCAAAUGCAGCGUCUGAGAGAGUCAAUUUUAACAGACAAUUGCAUGGUGGAAUACAAACUAUGUCAAACGGCUUUCCAAGGUGACUACUCAAUAAAUACAAACGAAGAAGGAGGAGGAGGGUGCAAGGAAGGAGAUUUUUAAUGAUUACACAAAUUCAUAUUGUGAGCUGUGCCAUAGGCAUUUCACACUCACAUUUAUCUAUUGUCCCCUGCUAAAUUACCACAUACUCUAGGUUGAAACGGUGUGAGUGUUCUGCUAAAAGGGACUGAUGGAAAAUUGCAGGGAAAUAAUAACUCUGCAGUUAUUAUCCAAACUGUGAAUUGUCAGCACAGUGGCAAGCCAUGCUCUUGUUUAGUUUGUUUGUCACAUAAGUUGAUCUUACUCCUUUUUUCUCAUUUCAAAAAGGAAAAAAAAAGAGAAAGGAAUCAAAAAAAAAACAACAAGUCUGAAUAGGGCCUGUUCUUUUCUCCAUUGGUAUGAGAGAUGAUUACAGGGUGGAAAGUCAAAUCAAAGAGCAAAUAAGAAAGGGGAGAUAGAGAGGAACCAUCUUAACAAGUGCCUGGCUCUGUGGUAAAUUAUGCCACCACUCCACCAUGGAGCCCAUGGAGAAGGGUGCAAUGCUGGUUUUGUGCAGAUUUUUUUUUUUUUUUUUUUUGGCUCAGCAGAUGGCAUAAAUACAAACUCUACAAUGGCCCCAAAAAAGCUGGCCUGGCUACUCCUGGCAUUUUAGGCACUGUAUUCUGCUGGAAGUAGCAGCGUCGCUCUCAUCUUGCUCUUUUUAUUCUGUUUCGUCUUAGAGCUGGCAAAGCCGAGUCUGUCGGCAGAGAGCAGUUAAAGGGUAGGAGUGUGUGAAAACACGUCAGGGCACUAAUCCUAAUAGGACCUGAUGGCUUGCUGUCAUGCUGGAGAAAACCAAAGGAUUGCGGGUACUUUCAGAAAAAAAAGUCGACACAGGAGUCGAUUCCCAGAUUGCAGCUUUUCAGAAACGGGCCUUUUUUAAAAAAAAAAAAAAAAAAAAGCAGAGGCAGCAACGUGGCUUUUUAAAGUAAGAGAUUUAGCGGUCAGGUGAGGGUAGAUCAUGCUGUGGGAUGGUGCCAGAAAGUAAGAGACACAAGUAUAUUUAUUUUUUUCUUAAAUAGACCAUGGGUAUUUCCUAGAAAGGAAUGGUUUAUUUUCCUGUUUCUUUUUUUUUCUAAAUUCCUCUGUAGAAAGGGGAUGAGCCUGAGCCAAGCAGAGUUGUGGAGUAUGAAGACAUGUGAUGCUUUACUUUUCUGCAGCUGUCAGGAGCAGCGACUCACUUCCCACUACCAUUCAUUUGUACCAUAAAAAAAGCUUCUUAAAUGUUGUGUUAUGGGUGCAGACAUGUUGUGAACAAAGUUAAUGUUUUUACCUCAUUUGUAAAUACAGAGAUAGAUUAAUUACAAUUAUUAUGCUUUUUGUCAAGAAAAGCACCAUAGGUCACAAUGUGCAGCUUCUGAGAAAAAAAAUCAAACAUAUCUUUUUUACCAUCAUGAUGGUGAUGAGCUUUGGACAGUUAUGUGUUUUGUAUUUGCUUUGAUCUUUUUUUCUCAAUAAAUUCAUUUAUUUGCACCAGUGAA
Messenger RNA from Sphaeramia orbicularis (orbiculate cardinalfish), 11826 nucleotides. RefSeq names its product neural-cadherin. The transcript is spliced from 37 exons. The record is from RefSeq and is a predicted model, not a curated record. Lineage: Eukaryota; Metazoa; Chordata; Actinopteri; Kurtiformes; Apogonidae. Gene Ontology annotation, biological process: homophilic cell-cell adhesion. Gene Ontology annotation, molecular function: calcium ion binding. Gene Ontology annotation, cellular component: cell-cell junction; plasma membrane. Bases 249 to 9131 code for a protein of 2960 amino acids.